This is a messenger RNA of Triticum urartu, 979 nucleotides long. RefSeq lists its product as uncharacterized. Lineage: Eukaryota; Viridiplantae; Streptophyta; Magnoliopsida; Poales; Poaceae. The record is from RefSeq and is a predicted model, not a curated record.
CUCCUCCCCACCGCGCCGAGUCAAACAAACCUCCCCAAUUCCAUCCCCAUUCCCCAAAAUUUUCCCCACCGGCGACGACGCCCUCCCCAAAUCCGAUCCGCCGCCGCCGUUGACGCCAGCCAUGGCCGCCGCCCGCCGCGCCCUGCUGCUCCUCCUCGCCGCCGCCGCGGUGGCCCUCCUCGCGGCGCCCCCGGCGGCCGCCGCCCGCCCCUGCGGCCGCGCGCAGACGCUGCUCAUCUCCUUCUCCUCCUUCUCCCGCCCCAACCCGGACCCGGCCGACCCCUCGCCGCUCACCACCACCGUCGUCACCGUCCUCCGCGUCCGCCGCCUCGGCCCGCACCGCUUCCACGCCCACGACCAGAACCACCUCCAGAUCCGCCGCCCCGCCGAGUCCCUCCCCGCCGUCGGCACCCCCGAGACCGACGCCGACGCCGCCUCCUCCUUCCAGGAGCGCGCCAAGGACAUCCUCGUCGUCGUCUCGGGCCUGCUCUUCGGCUUCGGCUGCGGCGCCCUCACCGCCGCCUCCAUGUACCUCGUCUGGUCCCUCGUCGCCUCCACCGGCGCCGCCAGCCCCUACGAGGAGCUCUACAGCGACGACGAGGACGACGACGGCGCCGAGAGCCCCAAGAAGGCCGGCUACGUCAUCAUCCACGGCGCCGAGGACGUCGUCGCCGGUAAGAACUAACUAGGAUCGGGCUUUGCAAUCGUCGUCGGCAGGCAGAGGAUUCGGGUUGCAUAAUUAUAUGGAAUUGUGGAGUACUCUUAUACUAUAUUCGCACCUAUGAUACGUGUUGCGCCUGUUUACCGUUCUCUAUGUGUGUGUGUGUGUGGUUGGGGAGGACAAAUUGUGAAGAAUGUGAUUCCUAUCUGUUCUUACAUAUAUAUGGUCAAUUUCAUGCCCAAACAUGAUUAUGUAUCCAUCCUUAAGCAUGAAACUUGAUGGUUUCUGCUGCCUAGUAAAAUUGCAACAUGUAAACAA